Molecule: messenger RNA, 811 nt
Organism: Gigantopelta aegis
Lineage: Eukaryota; Metazoa; Mollusca; Gastropoda; Neomphalida; Peltospiridae
Product: adhesion G protein-coupled receptor E2-like
Exons: 6
Molecular function (GO): calcium ion binding
Source: RefSeq, a predicted model, not a curated record
UCCAGAUAUACUACUAAUGAUUAUUAAUACAUUCAUUUUUUUGUUUUGAUUACUACUGAUCUCAGAUAUAAACGAGUGUGAGACUGGAACGUAUCCAUGUGGCACCAAUGCAGUCUGUGGAAAUACAGUUGGAUCUUACACAUGUGCUUGCGAAGUUGGAUUUUCCGGAGAUGGACACACCUAUACAGCAUGUCAGUCUGAUGUCAAGUAUGGUUCUAACUGCACCAUGUCUUGUUUACAUCGGAACUGCGCCAACAGUAGUUCGACAUGUGAUGCAAAAACUGGAGUUUGUGAUGGAGGAUGUAAACAGGGAUGGCGACAAUCGGACUGUACCCAAGAUAUCAACGAGUGUACAGAAAAGAAACCAUGCGAUCAGAAUGCAAACUGCACUAACACAGCUGGGUCAUAUACAUGCACUUGCCAAACUGGAUAUUCUGGAGAUGGACACAAUUGUACAGAUGUGAACGAGUUUCUCCACGAGAAUUCAUGUGAUGUUAAUGCAAACUGCAACAACACAGAUGGAUCAUACAUAUGUACUUGCCGAAGUGGAUAUUCUGGAGAUGGAAAAAAUUGUACAGAUGUGAAUGAGUGUCUUGAACAGAAUUCAUGUGGUACGAAUGCUAACUGCUUCAACACACACGGAUCAUAUACAUGCGCUUGCCGAAGUGGCUUUUCCGGAGAUGGAAAAACGUGUUCAGAAAGUUAUGUAAGGAUCGCAAAUGUUCGCGUAGAAAUUCAUCCUGCAGCUCAUCGACUGGUACCUAUGAUAAAGGAUGUCAAGUUGGAUGGAAUGCAUCUGACUGUACACACG